UUGUACUAACUAAAAUUACCUUGGUUUUACAUUUCUAUCCUGAGUAUUGUAAUAAUUAUGAAUAUAAUCAUUACAAUAUCCAUUUACAUUUAAAUCGCAUACUUAAUAUUUAGCGGCAUCACUUUCAUGUUUGUCAAGUUUGUUUAUAUUUGUGUUUUUAAAGAAAGAAAAAAAAUCCAUAAUGUUCUAAAACUAUCGUCUUAUGAGGCGGCGUAGAAAGUGUGAACAAUGAGCGCAGUGUCUAUCAGCGAUGGGGUGGUGGUACUGGACGGAGGGUUCGCCACGCAGCUGUGCCGACACGUCACAGAGCCGAUAGAUGGAAACCCUUUAUGGAGCGCUAGUUUCUUGGCCUCCGAUCCACAGGCAGUUGUGAAAACACACCUUGAUUUCCUUAGAGCUGGAGCAGAAGCUAUUAUAACCAACACUUAUCAAGCGAGUAUUGAUGGUUUUAUGACACAUCUGGGUUUGUCUGAGGACGAAAGUUACGCACUGAUCAAGAAGGCUGUGGAACUGGCACAGGAGGCUGUCAAACUCUACAUGGAUGAGUUUCCAGCCGCGAGGCGGCCGCUAGUGGUGGGGUCGGUAGGGCCGUACGGAGCGUCCUUGCACGACUACUCGGAGUACACGGGCGACUACGUGGAGCGCGUGGGCUCCCGGGAGCUGCGCGACUGGCACCGGCCGCGGGUCAGGGCCCUGGUGGAGGCCGGGGUGGAUAUCCUGGCCUUGGAGACCGUCCCAGCCCAGACGGAGGGCGAGGCGCUGGUCCAGCUGAUGAGCGAGUUCCCACGCAGCAAGGCCUGGCUGUCCUUCUCCUGCAAGGACGACACCCACACGUCCCACGGAGAGAAGUUCCAGGACGCAGCGCGGGCCUGCUGGGACCGGGACUCCUCGCAGCUCGUGGCAGUCGGAGUGAACUGCGUUAACCCAAGUUUCGUCUCUUCCCUCUUCACCGGCAUCAACAAAGGCAGGCAGAACUGCCCGAUCCCGCUGGUGGUGUAUCCCAACAGUGGGGAAAAGUAUGAUUUGAACAGAGGUUGGGUGGAAGUUGACAGCUGCAAGCCAGUCCACAGCUUCGUCAAGGAUUGGCUGGACCUGGGUGUAGUCUACGUGGGCGGCUGUUGCAGGACUUACGCCGACGACGUGAAGAACAUCAGCAGAGAAGUGAAGGAGUGGCUUGCAGACAGGAAACAAAACAACUUGAAAGCUUAGCAAUUGAGAAUGUGGCGGAAUGUUGACUUGCCUUUGUGAACUGCCAUCCAAAUGAACAAAUACAGAAAGCUUUAUUUUUA
Molecule: messenger RNA, 1289 nt
Organism: Bacillus rossius redtenbacheri
Lineage: Eukaryota; Metazoa; Arthropoda; Insecta; Phasmatodea; Bacillidae
Product: homocysteine S-methyltransferase YbgG-like
Exons: 6
Coding region: 229-1209 (326 amino acids)
Biological process (GO): S-methylmethionine cycle
Molecular function (GO): S-adenosylmethionine-homocysteine S-methyltransferase activity; zinc ion binding
Source: RefSeq, a predicted model, not a curated record